Molecule: messenger RNA, 620 nt
Organism: Babesia bovis T2Bo
Lineage: Eukaryota; Apicomplexa; Aconoidasida; Piroplasmida; Babesiidae
Product: ribosomal protein S27a family protein
Exons: 1
Coding region: 132-602 (156 amino acids)
Biological process (GO): translation
Cellular component (GO): ribosome
Molecular function (GO): protein binding; structural constituent of ribosome
Source: RefSeq, a predicted model, not a curated record
CCCAAAACGAGCUUGAAACCAUAGGGCCUCAUAUGAAACCCACCGUUAAACUUAGUUAAUCAAAUUAUUUAUCGGAAUCGCUCACUAGGGGUGAAGACAAGCCACAGUAGAGCGAUCCUACGCCACCCAACAUGGAGGUCGCGCAGGUUUUCAUUAAGCUGUUCAACGGCAAUACCGCUGUGAUUGAUUUAUUUGGCUCUGAAACUGUCGCCGAUAUUAAGCGCCAGGUUGCUGAACUUUAUGGUCUUGAGGGAUGCUCGCAAUCUUUGUGGGCUGGUCUUGUGGAGGCUGAUGACGAAUCUCUGAUUGAGGACUUCGCAUCUGAUGAUGAAAUCAUCGAAUUAGUUCAACACAUUGAUGUAUGUGGUGGUGGUAAGAAGCGUAAGAAGAAGCAGCACACCACUCCCAAGAAGAUCAAGCACAAGAAGAAGAAGGUUAAGCUAAAUGUGUUAAAGUACUACAAGGUAGAGGGUGACAAGGUCGUGAGACUGCUUAAGGAGUGUGAUUCCUCCACUUGUGGUCGUGGUGUCUUUAUGGCACAACACCACGACCGUGACUACUGUGGUAGGUGUGGCACUACCUACCUUCGCACGGCCGCUUAGACCUAAUGUAAUUUUGAG